This is a messenger RNA of Chinchilla lanigera (long-tailed chinchilla), 903 nucleotides long. RefSeq names its product olfactory receptor 52E1. Gene Ontology annotation, cellular component: membrane. Lineage: Eukaryota; Metazoa; Chordata; Mammalia; Rodentia; Chinchillidae. The record is from RefSeq and is a predicted model, not a curated record. Gene Ontology annotation, molecular function: olfactory receptor activity. Gene Ontology annotation, biological process: G protein-coupled receptor signaling pathway.
AUGGCCUCAAUUAACGCCGCCCUACCUCAUCCUCACUCAUUCCUUCUUCUGGGCAUCCCUGGACUGGAGAACAUGCAUCUCUGGAUUGCUUUUCCUUUCUUUGCUGUGUUCCUGACAGCUGCACUUGGAAAUAUAAGCAUCCUUUAUGUGAUUCAGACUGAACACACUCUCCAUCAGCCCAUGUUCUACUUCUUGGCCAUUUUGUCAUCUAUUGGCCUGGAUCUGUCCACAUCCACCAUCCCCAAGAUGCUCAGCCUUCUUUGGAGAGAAGUCUGCUUUAAAGGAUGUCUCAUCCAGAUGUUCUUCAUCCACCUGCGCACUAGCGUAGGGUCAGCUGUACUUGUAGCUAGGGCUUAUGAUCUCUAUGUGGCCACCUGUAACCCUCUUUGUUUUACAUUGGUGUAGACAAACAAGGCUGUAAUUGUCAUUGCAUGUGUAAUCCUACUGAGACCCUUGUCUUGUGCCAUACCCUUUGUUCUACUUACACUAAGGUUACCAUUUUGUGGACAGUAAAUCUUCUGACACACUUACUGUGAGCAUAUGGGUCUUGGCCCGGCUUGUAUCAGCAAUAAGGUGAAUAUCAUGCAUAGCUUAGGUGCUAUUUGUGCACUGAUGCUUAACAUAAUAGCCACAGUCAUUUCCUGUGUCCUCAUUUUCUGUGCUGUGUUUCAGCCCUCUCCUCAUGCUGUUCUUCUCAGAACACUCAGCACCUGCAGAUCUCAGGCCUGUGUCAUACUGCCUUUCUACACUCCUGUACUUUUCUGCUUUAUGACCCAUAGAUUUGGCCAAAAUAUACCACUGUACAUCUAAGUCCUUCUUGCCAAGUUGUAUGUAGUCAUUCCACCUGCUCUGAACCUUGUAAUUUAUGCUGUGAGAACCAAGCAGAUUAGAGAACAAUGUUGA